This is a messenger RNA of Antechinus flavipes (yellow-footed antechinus), 3511 nucleotides long. It is a transcript of the gene GSDME, whose product is annotated as gasdermin E. The transcript has 10 exons. Gene Ontology annotation, biological process: programmed cell death. The record is from RefSeq and is a predicted model, not a curated record. The coding region runs from base 325 to 1842 and encodes 505 amino acids. Gene Ontology annotation, cellular component: cytoplasm. NCBI's taxonomy places the organism in Eukaryota, Metazoa, Chordata, Mammalia, Dasyuromorphia, Dasyuridae.
CCCACCACGCCCCGUUUGGGCCGCUACAUAAAGGGCUGGUUCGCAGGCCACGAUGUGAGCUCCAGUCCUCUUCCCACGAGUAGCCAGGAUUCCAAGGGCCUGAGCCUGGGAAGAGAACCGGGGUGAAGUCGGGGGUCCCGGAGGAAGCGUCUCUUUCUUCUCCUCCUCUUCCUUCGCUUCCUCCUCUUCCUCCUUCAGGACGCCGCCGCUGUUUCUGUCCCCCCCGGGCUCCCCCGGACCAAGAAGCGGCCCUGACGCUCCCCACUGCGCUUCUGAAGGCCGCUGCGUCGGCAGCCGCUCACCUGGCCCCGGCGAGUCCUUGGGAUGUUCGCCAAGGCCACCAGGAAUUUUCUGAGAGACACUGACCCGGGAGGGGACCUGAUCCCAGUGUCGAGCCUGAAUGACUCGGACACGUUGCAGCUUCUGAGUCUGGUGGUGAAGAAGAAGAAGUUUUGGUGCUGGCAGAGACCCAAGUAUCAGUUUUUAUCAGUCACCAUCAAUGACAUCCUGACCAAAGAUCAGUUUCUGAACCCAGUUGUGGUCGAGUCGGACUUUGUGACGUACGAAGGCAAGUUUGAAGAUGUCGUGAAGGGCACGGUGGGGACCGCGCUGGGGAGGCUCACCCUGAACGCCGGAGGCUCGGGCUUGGUGGAGAGCCAGUCCUCCUUUGGGACGCUGCGCAAGCAGGAGGUGGACCUGCAGCAGCUCAUCAGGGAGGCCGUGGAGAGGACGAUCAAUCUGCAGAGCCCCGUGCUGCAGCAGGUCCUGGAGCACAAGAACGAGGUCCUGUGUGUCGUGACGCAGAAGAUCGUGACCACUCAGAAGUGUGUGAUCUCCGAGCACAUCCAGAUAGAGGAGAAGUGCGGCGGCGUGCUGGGGCUCAGGACCAAGAGGGUGGAGGUUUCUGUGAGCGAAGAUGGGAAUGUGACCCGAGAUUCCAACGUGGUCCUUGAGAUCCCCACAGCCACCCCCAUUGCCUUCAGGGUCCUGGAGCUCUACGUCAAGGAAGAUGGGCAGUUUGAAUUCUGUUUGCUGCACGAGAAAGAAGGCGGCUUUGAGCGAGGGAGCACGGACGGCCGGGACCACCUGGACGCUGGGAUCUUUGGAGAGUUCGUCUUCCCCUUCAUGCCAGACUCCGUGGACGGGAAAUCUGAGGCCACGAAGCUCACGCCCGUUGAGGGCCCAUUAAGCGCCUUAAAACACGGGAUGCUGCUCUUGGAGAGGAAUUUCCGUCCUUUUGUGGAGCUGUCAGGCCAUCACCGAGCAGCUCUGUGUGAAAUCCUCUGGGAAGUGCUGCUUGACGAUGAAUUGGUGGUGGCCCUGGACACCGUGCUCAGUGACAUCCUCGCCGGCGGGUGCCCGCAGCUGUCGGCCCUGGCGGGGCUGAGCCGUCUCCAGCAGCAGCAGCAGCAGCUCGCCGCCUUCCUGGGGCUGGCCGGCCUCCGCGUGCGGGAGGACUCGCGGGUGUGGCGGGACGCGCAGGGCCCUCAGGAGCUGCUGUCCACCGUCCACUUCCUCGUCAGUGCCCUGGCAGAGAUGCCGGACAACACAGCGGCUCUGAUGGGCGUUUGCUGCCAGCUCCGUCUGAUACCGACCUUGUGUCACUUGCCUCAAGUGACAUCCGCUGACGGCGGUUCCGAACUCGGGGACCCGAGCCUGGCCCCCCUCGGUGACGCAGGAAGCUUCGAGGUCGUGCAGAAGCUGUUCGCCUUGUCCAACAUCAGCCUGGAGCGGAGGGAGUCGCGCGUGGAAGCCGUCAUCACCAGACGGCCCCGGUAUCUCCCCCUUGUCCUUUAUAUAGCCCUGCAUGGACUUUGGGCUUUAGAAGGAAAAGCCGAGUGAGGGGAUCGGGGAAAGGCCCAAGUGCUGCUAAGGGCGGCGUCCUGCUCGCUCCGGGGGCUCGCUCCGCCUUCAGGAGACCCAAAAGCUGCUCAUGAGACAAAUGAAGAGACCCCACCCCCACCCCCCACCCCAUGUUAGCUAGGGCUUCCUUUUAAAAGACUCGGCAAAAAAACCGCCUCCUGCCAUUUGUAAUAUUAGAAUCACGACUGCAGAAAGGGGUGUGUCUGGGGAUCGCUCACCAUCGUCCAUGCGCGCCCUGGGCUCGGACUGGGGGGCACGAGAGACCUCGUCUGUCUGUGUGACGGAGAGACUGUGGGGAGGCUGCCGAGCCUCCCGCCUCCUUCCAAGGGAGUAGGAAGACCCGUCUGCGGCCCCUGGUGCAGCCACUGGCAGCCGGGUUCCUCCGCGGCUGUCCGAGCUCCUGGGAGCCACGGCCGUUUACAGCCUUCCUUUCCCUUGCAGUGCAGAUGUUUAAUUAACCAUGGUUUCUGAACCACGUGGUACCUGUGUCUGCUCCGGCCGGACAGCAUCCGGGACUCGGGCGGUCCUGGGGCCUGAAGCCGAGGAGACAUCCCCGAGCUGGGCUGCCCCGCUCCCUCCCCAGCCCCAGUCUGGCAGCCCCGGCCCAAGGCAGUGCCCUUUGUCCUUCCCCGGGAGCACCAGUCCGCUCCCCGGACGCCCCAUCCCCCAGGGAGUGGCGCUGAAGAAAGGCCCCCAGCCGCUUCCAAUAAUAAGUCUUUAUUUCUUUAUAUAUACAAAAAUAUUUCAUUGGGAAUAGGUAAAUCUCCGACUUUGUACAUUUCGGUAAUUGGCAUCAUGGACAAUACAUGAGCAAGACAUGAACACGUGGGGGGCCUGGGGAAGAUGGGGCGGAGCCAGCCUCAGGGCGCGCGUCCCUCUCGGGGAGCUGUGGUGGCCGGGACAGCCCGGGAAGUAGCAGCAAUGGGCUUUAGGAACGUACGGAGCCAGGGUCCGGCGCGGGUUCAAGCUUGCAGCCGCCGAGCUUUCUGCCCUCAGCUUUUCAAACUGCUCUUCUGCACAUGUGCAAAAGCUGAUCCUAAAAACCAUGCAUUUUAAUGUCCCAUGUAGAACCACAGAGGAAAAGAAAUGCCAGGAAGAAACCCCCCCAAGUUUCAGGUGCUGCCCCUUUGAAAAAGGGAAUCGGGGCCAGUUUUUUCAUACUACCUUAAAGAAACAUUUGCUGGGGGGGGGGAGGGGGGGAAGGGGGAUCACCUUUUUUUGCAUGUGUGGAGGAGGGAAAAUAGACGGAGACUUUAAGUCUAGGUUUUUUGGACUCUUUGCAAGUGGACUUGCAAUUAUUCCAAGUCUGCCACUUAAGUUUCUACUGGAUUCAGGGCAUUUUGGUUAUUAUUAUUAUUAUUAUUAUUAUUAUUAUUUUACUACCUUCUUGUAAAAUGAAAUGAUGUCCCUUAAGGUCCCUUCCAGCCUAAAUCCUCCCCAGGACCAGGUGAACCUCAAGUUCUGAAGCAGGAAAUUUUUCUACUUAGAAGACUGUACCUUCUGUUUCAAUUCUCGUUCUUUUGAAAAAUGAAAUGAUAAAAGCACCUCGGCAUUUGGUAACAAUCGGUAACUGAUCUUAGUACUGAGGAUUUGGGACCUUUAGUUAUUGCUCCCUGUUUUUGUGAUUAAAGUAGAAACAUGCAACUAA